This is a messenger RNA of Ectocarpus sp. CCAP 1310/34, 6235 nucleotides long. NCBI's taxonomy places the organism in Eukaryota, Phaeophyceae, Ectocarpales, Ectocarpaceae. The record is from the annotation of a GenBank genome assembly.
UUCAGUUGUCCGUGGGACUUUGCACAUUGCAAAUAAAGACACGCCAUGAGUGCGGUCUAGGAAACCAACAGAACAAGGAAGUUGUCGAAGGCGCUGGGAGUCGUCCUGUCUGAGAGGCAUCGAACAGGCUGAGCAAGACGGGAGCGCCGCUCCUCUUUUGCGGGGGGAGACCAACAUGCCCUCCAGCCACCUCCCGAUCAAGAAGUACAACUACGAGAGGUCUCUCUACCGAUGGUUGGUGAGCAGACACCCUGAGCCUUUCGAGGAACAUGGGAUCACUACCAAGACCCUGGAACGCGCUCCCCUGGCUCGAGAAGCGUUCUACAGGUCGGGCUGGCUCGGGGCGAAGGUGCUCGUUCAGAACCACGAGGAUAACAAGUUCGAGCGAACAAACUUCUUCGACCAGAUAAUCGAGCGGGGCCUUGGCCAUGGCGACACCCGCUUCAGCGUCGAGCACGUCAAGAGCGACGAGCAGUCCAAGCUCGGCAUCACCCUGGACAGCGCCACGGGAAAAUACUACCUCCAAGCUUACGGCUCCGCCAAGACUCGCCGCCCGGCCAACCGCCGGAAUUCCGCGGGUUCGGUGUCGUCCUCGGACGCGGACCAGGAUCCCGCGGAGCCCCCACACCCCACAGUCAAGAAGGUCGGAGACCUGAUCGCGUCGGAGAUCGAGGCGGCGGGGGAGGACGCCGAGGUGCGCCUGGACGAGUCGCGCCUCGAGCCGGCCUCGGCCUCGGGGUCCACGGUGCUCACAUUUUCGAUCUCGAUUCGGCGCCGGGCCACCGUCGGCGGGGCUGCUGCUGCUGCUGCUGCUGCUGCUGAAGGCGGUGACGACAGCGGCAGUUGUGCCUCGGGCCAGCGGGCGGGAGAUGCAGGGGCGACAGUCGACGCAGGCGCCGGGGUCCCUACGGGUAGAGGCAUGCCGCCGCCGGCGCAGGCGGCGCGGCCUGCGCAGAUGUUGUCAACAACACCGCCGCCGCCGCCUUUGGCGGCCGGAGCACGGCACAUGGAGCACCACCAGUGGCCACCUGCAGGGACGGUGUUGACAUCGUCGUCGCCUUACACGUCAGGCAUGACUGGAGCUCGGCAGCAGCAGCAGCAGGAGGACAGUAGGAAGCGGAAUGCAGCAUCGGUGUUGGAGGCUGAUGCGGCGACGCUUGCGUCUGUCUCGCAAGUCGGGGUCAAGAAGCACAAGGAGGACGUCAGGUCUAGAUCAAGCUUGAGCCUGUCUGGUGCCAGCGCCACCGGCGUCGCCAAUUUCGGGAGCGGAGCGGGUAGGAACGCCAUGAGGAUACGGACACAAGCUGAGGAGGACGACGCCGCGAGGCGUACGAUCAUCGCCCAUGCUCAUUUCACCUCCGAGUUUCUCGAGGACCUGGCGUCGCUAAGAGACGGCGAGGCGGCUCCGCGGUUGCCCAUGUCUGCAGGUUCUUCGCGUGGCGACGGCCCUGGCCUCCGGACGGCAGGCGCGAGCUUCGGCGGUGCCAUGUCUGCGACGGGCAGCAGUAGCGCCAGCAACGGUGGCCACGACAGGGAUCGGGCUCAGCGGCAGCAGCAGCAGCAGCGGCAGCAGCAGCAGCAGCAGCAGCGGCGGCGGCAGCAGCCUGUGGCGUUGUUCGGCGUUGGCAACGUCCAGGGCAGCCGUUCGUUCUGGCCGGGCAUGACGAGCAUGUCCCAGCCGACGUCUUCCGCGCGGCAGCACGGAGCGUUUGCCAGGCCUGGAAGCGCGGCGCCUCGCCCGCCGGCGUUUCCCACCGACUGGACCUUCCCGGCAAUCUCGAGCGAGGGCUACUCCAGCUCGAGGGCGGGUGAGGACGGCGGCGGGGGCGCGGGCAAUGGAGUAUGCACCCAAUCGCCCUGCAGUGGUGACAUGGGCGAAGGAGGUAGGGUGCGUGUGCCCCCGUCGCCCCCCGCAGCGCCAGCGUCGACCUCAUGGGAGCUACGUCAGGCGUCGGCAGACUUGCUGCGGCACGACGAUCUCGGGUCCCAGCACCAGCAGCACUGCGUGGCCAGAGGCGUUGCCGACAGCAGCAGCAUGGGUGAGAGAGUCGGAGAAGGCGGAGGGCGCGAGGCAGGCGGCGGGUCACACGCCAACAAUGCCAGGGCCGGGGAGGCGGGUGUCUCGCCGUCGGAGCGCUUCGGGGGUGGUGAGAUGGCUACGGCAGUGUUCGACCUAGGACACGGCCCUCAAGGCGGUCUCGCGUCGUCAUCAGGCCCGAGACUCUGCCCGCCGUUCACCAAGCAGCAACAGCAGCAGUCCCUGGCCUACCGGGUCGCGAGCAGCAGCCUUAGCUCCACUGGCAUGCACGCAACGUUUGACGGCGAUGCCGGCGCGGGGUGCGCCGGCCCUUCAAACUCCUCCUCCUCCUCCUCCUCGACACCCGGGGUUUGGGCCGCAGCAUCCGGUGUGAUGAGUCAGCUGGAUGAAUUUGACUUGGUGGAGGCCUUGCUGUCGCCGGGUUAUUGAGGCGGUGCCAAGAGCGUGGACGUUGGCCGUGUCUAGGAGCUGCCUUGUGGGUGUUGCCAUGUGAGGAGGCUUCACGCGAAAGUCUGCUCGGCGGGUGUUGUCAUGUGAGGAGGCUUAAUAUCGUGGAUGUCGAGCGGCGUCGCUCUUGGUUGUCCGUUUGCCUUGGCGUUUGCUUUGCUGGCACUUGGUGCGUCAUCACGCACGAUAUGAGAGAGCUGCGGUAAGAGACAUGGCGAGGACGCAUCGAUAGGUGGGCAUGAUAGACGCAAGGCUCGGUUCGGUUCGGUUCUGUGGCGUCGAAGAACAUGGCUCCGUCAGCUCUCCUGAAGAAAAUGGCUUUUGCGUCAGCUCUCCUCAAGCCUUAGAUAUUCGGACAUGGCGGAUUGGGGUUGAUUUGGUCGUCGCUGUGCCUGCGGUACGUUGAAAUCUUUCGCGACCACCAUGUGGGAGGGAUGUGGCCAAACGCCUGCUGUUGCCUCUGGUAAAGAGUACGGAGCUUGUAGAGUUGUUGGUGCUAUCCCUCCUCUAUUCUUCGAUGUUGUUUUACUGCACUGAGUGAGGUGAGGGACUGGAGAGUGCCAAUUGUGUUGCGGGGGAAACAAAACAAAUGCUUAGUAUUUUAGUGCCCUCAAUAGACAUGACUGUAAUUGAAUCUGAAAAGAUUUGGUCGUUUUUGUUUCUUCUCCUUCCCUCACACUUGACCAGCUGCGUGUAUUUACUUGUCAGUUGGGUCGAUGUCACUGCUGUCCUGCGGAGUUGUUGUUUUUUUGUGUUUCUCAUUUUUUUUUUUUUGUUAGAAUGUUGGAGGUAUCGUAGCAACCCACAGGGGGACUAUCUACACAGCAGCGUUUCCUCCACUGUUUGACUUCACUCGCUCCUGUACUUUCUGCACGCCCUCGUGCCCUCUACACGCCAGUUUUUUGUAGCGCUGUUGCCCCAACUCAACGUUUUUUACCUCUAGUUGGCCUGCAUGUGUAGCGGCGGGCGAAACGCGAAGCGGUGCCGUAAUACAUAUUAUCAUUCUUUGUGACUUGCUGCCGGGUUUCCUGUGUGUUUGUUGCAGGCGUUCUUGUGUUGGUACAGCUAGUAUACCAUUCCCAAAGAUCAAGUAGAUUGGGGGUCGGGAUGGCCGUUGACCAGCAUGGGUUGUGAAGGGAUGGUGAAACACCUCUGAACUUGGUUGACGUCAUCCAGUACACACGCCACGCCGGAUUGGUUUCAACUUCGACAUUUUUCAUAUCUUCCUUUGUUUAACGGUGUUUGUGGGUUUAUUUAACUUGGAGAAAGUGCCCGCCUACAAGCUAUAGCGCGAACGUAUGACCAAGUAUAUUUCGUUCGUUGAUGCUUCGCUGGUGGGUCGCUUGAUUGUUUUUGUCGCGGAGACGUGAGUUUGGGUGCUUACCACCUCCGUACACGUUGCACCUGCGAAUGCAUGAGGCCGUGGACCUGGUGGUGUAAUGUCAUAUUGUUUCGAUGCACUUGUGGCUGUAUGCCUUAAUCGACUUCGGACUGAAAUGUAUCCCUCAAGAUUGUUUUUAUGUUGUUCUUGGGUGCCUUUGUGGGAGUAACUGGUUUGUCGGUGGAGCUUUGAAAGCUCGAGAAACAUGAGGGUGAUGGUCCAUGUUUCCAAAGGGGUGGGUGUUGCUGUUUCGGAAGAAACGUGCUUGUGUCGAGUUGCAGUACGUACGCAAGUUUUCCCGUCGCACAGCGCAGCGGCUGCUGUUUAUAGCUUGGUGGUGCUGGUGAAGCGAGGGGGUCACCUGGACUGCACGGAUGGAGUGCUCUGGUUCCGCUCUCGUAGAAGCGGAGUUGAGUGUGGUGCCGUGUGGCGGUGCUGCUAAGGCCAUCCGCGCGGUGGAGAUGACGACGGUAUCCCGGCCUGUCGAGCAGCGAAAGAUGUGAUUUUUGGGUGAGGGCGUGCGACGCGAUUGUACUGCAACGCGGUGGUGGUGGCCCUACACGGCAAGGGGGUGGUUUGUUUUACCCGUGAUUGUUGAUUUCGUUUUCUCGUGUAUGGUUGCUUUUGACAUGUAUUUGGAGCUGGCUCCAGGCGUAUGAGUUUUUGUCCAUUUUAUAUCGGCAUGUAUUUUGAUUCCUUGUUGUACAUAAUUCCCCUGAAACUCCGGGCGUGGCGUGGACGCACUGAAUGAAGUGGAGUGGACGGAUGAGAGGGGGCGGCAAUUGAGUGGUGGGGUUGGCGGAUGGUAUGUAUUGAUUUUCUCUGGAUAUAUUCUUUUUUUUUGUCUAGGCGAGCUUGAACUUUUAUCGCGAGUAGUCCCAAAAGGCAUCGAUGCUCUUUGACAUUACUAUAAAUUUGGCGUUGCUUGUGUGGUCUAGCUGUAGAAAUGAGCGGCACUCUGUUUGUAUCGUAUGUUGUCCUAUGAGUCGGCCACACCUCUGCGGCAUUAACUUUGCCCAUAGUCGGGUGUGCUUUUGGUUGAUAGGCGACGCGUGUAUAACUGAAACUAGACCAGAAGAAGAGUUGCAGAAAGAACAGAGAUACUAUGGAGGGGGGGUGUACUCAUAGUCGUUCAUGACGUAGUCGUUAGACCAUUGACCUCGCAUCCCUAUAAAGCCGGGACGGAGCACGCCGGGUUCUCACCGGACCAGGCUCUCACGUCUCCAAGGGUGAAGCACCGUAAGGUAUUCGGCGAGUCGCAUGCAGGGUGCAUCCUGCUAAGGGUUUUCGGCAUCUUGUGCUUACUUCCUUGCGUACGGAUGACAGCUGCGUAUGACUUAAUUUAUUUUCUGGUGUUUCACUUCCAGAGACAGUUGUAAGCACUGUGUAACUGCCUCGAGGGUGCUUGACCAUUUUGACACAACGUGGUGCGAUCAUCCCCGUUGCGCGGAGUGAGGCUUCUCCACCCCGCACAACAUGAUCCACUCGACCACCAUUAUGGUUACCACCGGGGGGGAGAUGGAGGGGGGACAUUUUUCACACAUGAGGCGAGGGAAGGCGAGAGAGGUUGGCCCUGAAGAACGCUAUGAUAGUCUACUCGUCACGUACUGGGAAACGGGUAAGCUAAGCGCUUGGUGUUGUAGAGGAUAAGGUUUGCAUGGGCUUGCGGCAGCCGACAGAGCAGUAUGUGGAACACCCACUCAGUAACAAACACGUUGAAGAGAGAUUGGACAACUCCCGGUUGGUCCCUUUUUACUUCUUUAUUGAAGAGAGAUUGGACGGCUCCCGGUUGGCCCUUGUUACUACUAUAUUAAAGAGAGAAUGGACGGCUCCCGGUCGGCCCUUUUUUCUACUAUAUUGAAGAGAGAAUGGACAGCUCCCGGUUGGUCCCGUUUUGCGUGUGAUGCGGAUUCGCGCUUAUAUACCAGGUAUAUAAUAGAGUCUCAAUUGCUGGGUCGGGUAUUUGACGAGAAGGAUUUGCCAUGAGUUGCAAUUGUAUAAUAAAUACCAGUAGUCUACAGCAGUUGAACCCAGCCCGACAACGUUGGGGAUCUUGUCCAUCAGCAGAACAUCUAUGUAGCCUAGCAAGACUCGAUUCUGCUCUUUUUUUGCUUGGCUGGAAAUGAAAUGAGGCUUUUCUAUAAUUUGGCGUUGGCGUUGCUGUGGAGGCCGUUUCCUGACAAAAGUAUUUAGUGAACUCAAUUUACACUUCGGUCUUCUCUCUCUCGCUUUUGUCUUUUCGGCCAUAUUUUCAUGGCCACUUUCCUCGCUGCUUGACCUACGUGAUGGUCUUGCCCUGUUCUCUCUUCGGACGAGCUCCGAUGAUGAUCUCCGGGUAGAGGUCAUGUUGAUGGAGUGCACCCUUUAUU